AUCGCAUUUUCGCAAAUUUAAGUCAAAACGCUGCCAAGCGCGCAGAUGAGUUCACUUCACUUCACGAUUAUACGAAUGCCUCGGAGUGGCUAAGCGGGUGAGAGAAGAGCAAGAAGUGGGGAUCAGAACUGCGAUUUAUGUAAGCUUGGAGGUGUCAAGGAGCAGGCUGCCGAAGAACGUCAUGAAGCUUUGAAGUGCUGUAAAUAUUUUCACACUGAUGAGCGGCCAACGCUGCCCCAACGACAAUCAAAUACGCGAUCAAAUUGUCGUCGUUACUGGCGCAAAUAGUGGCGUUGGCUUUGAGAUUGCUAAAGCGUUGGCAUCGCGUGGCGGCCGUAUUGUGUUGGCUUGCCGCAACAUAGCCGCAGCGGAACGCGCCGCAAUUGUUAUCAAGCGCGAACUUGCCUGCCAACAUAUCAGCCCGAAUGCCGCCGCUGAGGAGUUAUUUGUGGAGGCGCGCUAUCUGGACUUGCGCUCCUUCGAUAGUGUACAUCGUUUUGCGCGACGCAUCACCGGCGAAUUCGAGCGCAUCGACGUGUUGAUAAACAAUGCGGGCAUUAUAUUCGCACCGGUUGGCGCACGUACCAUCGACGGCUUCGAGGAACAUCUGCAAGUGAAUUAUAUAUCUCAUUUUUUGCUGACACAACUGCUAUUGCCGCACUUGCGACGCUCACCCAGCGGCGGACGAGUGGUGAAUGUAACAGCACAUGCUCAUGCUGCGGCCAAAAUCGAUUUCGACGAUCCGCUAAAUGUGGGCACGUGGGCGGUGAAUUUCCAUGCGCGGGAUGCCUUCGCCCAUUCCAAGCUGGCAGUAAUGCUGGCAACGCGUUGGCUAGCGCGCCAACUGAAAGGCACUCCUCUAACCGUCAAUUGUUGUACACCUGGACUUGUUCGUAGCACCGGUCAUUUGCGCAAUUCGCCGCUAAUGUCCGCCAUUAGUGUAAAAUUGAUGACCUACCCAUGGAUGUGGCUGUUCAUGAAGAAUCCAUUUGAAGGAGCACAAUGCGCCAUACGUCUAGCCAGCGAUCCAAAGCUUAAGAACGUGAGCGGCGAAUAUUUCAAUGAUUGCGAAGUAACACAAUCGUCCUUGCAGGGCCGUGAUAUAGCUUUGGCGAAAAAAUUAUAUAUGCAGACAAUCAAAGAACUGGAGAAAGUUACCAAAUUAAGUAUUGAAAAGGAUGUUGGAGAUGGAACUUUAGCUUUGGAAAUGGAUCAGACGCAAACAGCGGAUUGUAGUCAGCAAGGAAAUCAUGACAAGCAGCAUAAACAAGAAAAGCAGAAAAAGAAACAGUUGCAACAAAGAAAAUAGCGAAACAACAACAGCAAAAUUUGCAACAUUCGGCGCAAAAAAAAAC
Molecule: messenger RNA, 1355 nt
Organism: Rhagoletis pomonella (apple maggot)
Lineage: Eukaryota; Metazoa; Arthropoda; Insecta; Diptera; Tephritidae
Product: retinol dehydrogenase 13
Exons: 5
Coding region: 218-1309 (363 amino acids)
Source: RefSeq, a predicted model, not a curated record